GGGCCGAGGUCGGGGACGAGGAGGAAGAGGAGGAGGAGGAGGAGGAGGUGUGUCUGAGGUCAGAUUGCGCGUGCUCGUCGUGUGCUCUUGCCAGAUUUCUACGUCCAUAGCCGGAAGCUGUUAGCGCGGAGUCUGUCGGAGGGAGGGAGGGAGAAAGGAAGGAAGGGGACGAUGGCGACCAUUUGGGCGACAGGCGUUGUGGUGCCCGUGAUCAAUGGGCAAGGGUUGGGGGCGAGAGCUGCUGCGGGCAAGAAGCAGCAGCCGAAGGGGGCGAAGCAGCAAGUGCCCAAGAGUGACGAGCAAGGCUUGCUCGAUCGACUGUUCGAGUGGCUGAACAAGGAAUCCUUCUCGGAGACGGAUGCUCUUCUGAACAAAUCGGGCGACAAUGGCAAGGGCGUGUCCGUAGCUCCUCCGCCCCAAAAGAAGGGCGGCUUCUUCGGAUCGAAUUAGAGCGGCGCGCCGGCCUUUGAUCCCCGAGGUCCUGCGGCCGGAUCAUUUGCUCGAGUUCUUGUACUUAAGUAGUAAUGUCGAGGAUCACUUUGCUGGCCCAGGUGUCACCGGCCGGUCAACGGAGCAGUGUAGAAAGCAAUUUCGCUCGUAGUGGGCGAGGUGUAUAGUCUGAAGCCCAGGGGCUCUGAUCUCGUACUUCCCCUUUCAAAAAAUCUCGAUACUUGCAGCCAGUUGUCAGACACUGCCACUGGGAGGAGGCUUGCUUGAAUAGAGCUGAGCGCCCAUUGAUUGCCUGCACUAGGUGCUGCAACUUGUUAGAAAGGGGUAGUUGGCAAUUUGGGGCUCUAUCACGUCCCGCAGAAAGAGGCAGAGAGGCACGAAGGGAUGGAGGGAGUGAGGAAGGGAGGGAGGGAUCCAUUAUAGUUUCGAUGCCGAGCACAUUGAUGUACUCACUCAAAUUCGGUCACGGUAAAAGUGUCUCGUGAUGUACGAUUUUUGUGAUUUCAAAAUCCAUGCCACUCGAUGCUCGACUCGAGCCAUCAUGGUCCUCAACAUUGUAGCAAGAUGUGCACCGGUCCUGUAGAGUGAGCUUCGAAAUAAUGAAUGACUGUUCCA
Marchantia polymorpha subsp. ruderalis is the source of this 1065-nucleotide messenger RNA. NCBI's taxonomy places the organism in Eukaryota, Viridiplantae, Streptophyta, Marchantiopsida, Marchantiales, Marchantiaceae. The record is from the annotation of a GenBank genome assembly.